Molecule: messenger RNA, 2017 nt
Organism: Alosa alosa (allis shad)
Lineage: Eukaryota; Metazoa; Chordata; Actinopteri; Clupeiformes; Clupeidae
Product: zinc-binding protein A33-like
Exons: 8
Coding region: 298-1947 (549 amino acids)
Molecular function (GO): zinc ion binding
Source: RefSeq, a predicted model, not a curated record
AGUGUGUGUGUGUGAGAGAGAGAGUGAGAGAGAUUAACAGGCACAAUUUUUUGGCAGUGGGCACAGUGGGUUGAGAGGGUGGAAAGCAAGUAAAUAAUCGAGCGAUAGGCAGAGAGGACUGGACAGGAGAGAGGGAACAGGGUGACUAAAGAGAAGAGAGGAAGGAAGACUCGUGUCCAUUCUGAGAUUCUUCAUAUUUCCCUCUUCUUGUUCUUAUUCUGUACUGCUCUUGUUCCUUCAUUCUUAAAGCAACUCUCUCUCUCUCUCUCUCUCUGCCUUUCUAACCCUCUGUCUCUUAUGGCUGCCUCUGCCUCGUCUCUGGAGGACGACUUGACGUGCAGCGUGUGCUGCGACAUCUUCCGGGGGCCCGUGCUGCUGGCCUGUGGCCACAGCUUCUGCCGCGAGUGCCUGAACGCAAGCUGGAGGUCCAGCCCGGGCCGCCGCUGCCCCAUCUGCCGCCACUCCUCGCCCCAGGAGCCCCUCCUCAACAUCAGCCUCAGGAGCACCUGCGAGUCCUUCCUGCAGCAGCAGCAGCAGCAACAGCAGCAGAGAGAUGCCGAGGCCCAGAGGAAGGAGAAGAAAGAGGAGGAGGAGAAGGAGGAAGAGGAGAUGACCAGGCUGUGUCCUGAGCACAACCAGAGGCUGGCGUUUUUCUGUGAGAAGGAACAACAGCUCGUGUGCUCACAGUGUAAGAAGAACCAACACAAAGGCCACCGUGUCCUGUCCAUACAGAAAGCAGUGAAGGAACGCAAGGCAAAACUGGCAACAGCAAUGACACCACUGAAAAAGAGACUGGAUUUGCUUACAAGUGGCACCACUCAAAGCUCCAAUGGCAUUAAGGAAAUUAAGAGCCAAAUUGAGGACACGGAGAGGAAGAUGAAGAAGGACUUUGAGGAGCUCCAUAAGUUCCUAGUGGACGAGGAGGCAGACAGACUGAGCGUGCUCAGACAGGAGGCGGAAUCCUGCAGCAGCGCCAGGAAGACCAAGACUGACGGAAAGAUUUUCAACCUCUCACGGAAACUGAAAGACCUGGAGGAAAAGAUGGAGGCAAAAAAUGCCAUUGGAUUCCUGCAGAACUUCGACUCUAUCCUAAACCGAGCACAGUCUCCGGAGCCAGAAUUUGACCUACCACCCUUCUCAGGCGUUCCAUCUAUGAGUUUCAUUGAAUCCCAAUUGAAUAUCAAUGUGGCCAGACACCUGGGGAAUCUGAAAUUCAGAGUCUGGGAGAAGAUGAAGGGGAGAGCACCAUACUAUCCGCUGACCCUGGACCCAAAUGCACACCUCUGCUUCCUGACUCUGUCUAACGACCUGACCAGUGUCAGCAGGGUGGACAAAGAGUGGUGCCUCUGCCCGGUGCCGGGGUCAGAGGGCAUCGCCGACGACAACUUCCACUCCUGGGACGUCGACGUGGGAGAUAAAGAUGCAGAGUGGAUGCUGGGACUGAUGACCCACAGAUUCAUACACGGCCUCCUUCCUGUUUGUCCAGAGAUAGGCUUCUGGGCCGUCCAGAGAUCAGGUGGUGAGUUCCAGGCCCUGACCGCGGUCACAUCGGUGACUGGUCUGCACUUGACCAGGAGACCCCGUGUGGUGCGGGUGCAGCUGUGGCGACCUUUGACCCUGAGGGAUCCGCCAAGCCGGAGCGUGAGGUUUCUGGACGCCCAGAACGGCACAGAGAUUUUCAGGUACGACGGCGUCCCGUGCCAAGUGCCCGUCUACCCGUUCCUUUUCCCCACAAAGAGGCCGUCCGAGCUCAGGCUGAUGCCCGCGGAGGUGACCGUGACCGUGAAAGAGGAGGCCAGCUUCAUGCAGAAACAUGCCACCACAUGCAGGACCUUUGCCACCACAUUCAUGACCUCUGAAUUCAUAACCUUCACCCUUUUUGCCUUUCUACUUUUUACCAUUCUCUUUUUUGCCAUCUUUUCACAAGAGCUCAGUUCACAUAGAUAAUAUGAUGAUGAUGAUGAUAAUAAUAAGCUUUAUUUGGAUAGCACCUUUCAUACAUAGAAUGCAGCUCAAA